Physella acuta is the source of this 1627-nucleotide messenger RNA. RefSeq lists its product as uncharacterized. The record is from RefSeq and is a predicted model, not a curated record. Lineage: Eukaryota; Metazoa; Mollusca; Gastropoda; Physidae.
UGACGUGUAAAGAAAUAAAACCCCGUGUCUGGUAUAUAACUCAGGUGACUUCUUGUUCACGUCACAUAUCACUUCCUUACACAACUGGUGUGUGCACUGUUUGGGGUUAAAUGUGGACUGGCAGGAGUUAAUUAGAGCCUGAAGGAUCUUCCAUAGUGGUGUGUGCUGUCUGGUGUUAAAGUCAAGUGGGGAGUUCAAAGAGUGACUGACAGCUGCUGAAUGUGAUGUGAAGGUCAAGGUUAUUUCAAUCAAACAGCUGCCACAGAUGACCAUAAGACUACAGUAAAGGCCAGUAGAGAUCUGUCAUAUCAAGUUACAGUAAACUAUGAAGUUUUUAUUCUCAUAAAUUGGAACAAAAUUCUUUACAGGUAUGGGUAACUCAACUACUAAAUGUAUAGAUGACCACAACAGUAAGGCCUGUAAAGAAAUCUCAGCAUAUUUUACAGGUACACAUGAAGUACAAGAAUGUCUUGAAGGUCAAGGUGAGGCAGAUCUUCACACACGCAUGGCAAACUGUAAGAAAAAUCCUGGCCAUAAAAACUUUGUACCUGUAAAUCAGUUAAGUCUUAAACAUUUUCCUUCUGGUUACCAUGACAACGAUGUGUAUGACCUCACAAAAGCCAUGGCUGACAUAACUGUCAGGAUAGCCGUUAAGUUGACCAGUCCAGACAGACCAGAGUUUGUACCAGGCACUAAAGAUCCAUAUCCUUGCUACAACACCAGGGGACAGAACUCACUGAGGACAGGGACUGGGAGGGUUGUGGGGGUGGACAAGUACACAGAGGGGAUGUUGUGGGGCUACAGAACUUGUCCAUGUCCUGAAUGUGACCACUCGGACACACCCAGCAAAGUGUGGUGGAAGGUUCGUGUGGUGACAGCCACACAUGUGGUUUUUGAUGAUAGUGAGGCGAGACAGUCCAGCUGUAGGUUGUGGUUUGAUGAUGAUCAAAGUCCAGUGGUCAACAUUUAUGGGUGGAAGGUGAAUGUGUCACACACUGAGGGAGACGUGUGUUGGUUGGAUUGUGUGACACAUGACGUAGAUGUAGUUGGUAAACUGGAGGAGAUGAUGGGGAGGUUUGAUGGUCUAUGUGGUAAAGUAAGGGACAAAUACAAGAGACGUAGAGGUGUGGUCAAGCUGAUCAUUAUAGUGUCACAUCCUCAUGGCUGUUCUAAGCAGGUCUCUGUAGGUCACUGGGUGGACAGGCAGGAGGUGGGGGGGUAUAGAUGGACCAGGUACACGUACACAACGUGUACCUGUCCAGGUAGCAGUGGGGCUAUGGUCUACAGACUGGGGUGGGGCUGGUCUCAACAUCCCCACAGUGGAGGUUACUCUGGUGGAUUAAAUUAUAGUGGGGUGUUGUUGGACUUAGACUUGUAGUUGUCUGCUCUUGUAUAGAAUGUAAACAAACAUGGCGCCUGUUGGAUGUCUGUCUUUUCUAGAAUGUAAACAAACAUGGCGUCUGUUGAAUGUCUGCUCUUAAAAUAUUUCUUGACAUUAUUGUAGAGAUUUAUUAAACUUUUAAUUAAUUAUCUCAUUAUUUUUAUCAGAGAAAAAGUUGUUGAUUGUUUGAUUGGGAGUGGAGAAAAAAAUUGUCACAAUUUUUGUUGUAAUUAUAAACGUAAAUAA